Molecule: messenger RNA, 2817 nt
Organism: Ceratina calcarata
Lineage: Eukaryota; Metazoa; Arthropoda; Insecta; Hymenoptera; Apidae
Product: putative leucine-rich repeat-containing protein DDB_G0290503
Exons: 17
Coding region: 241-2787 (848 amino acids)
Source: RefSeq, a predicted model, not a curated record
CAUGUGUUAUAUGUGUAAUAGCGUGUAUAUAUACUGUGUAUUAUAAUAUAAUACUUUUUAUCUCAGUAACUGUAUGUACACUCAUAGAUGUAGAAACACGUUGACAACUGUAACAAUAAUAAAAUGGCGAGUUAGCCUAUUAGUAGUUGUUUUAAGAUUGUUUUUAAACUGAGUGUAGGAAGAUUUUAAUGAACGAAUAUCCAUUUAUGUGUCAUUCGGUUUUCUCAUUCGUCUAAUGCCAUGAACUCUCCUGAUUCAGCAAUUGAAUCUGUUCAAAACACUUCAAAACCUCUCGAUGAAGACACCAAUUGUACUGCUAUUGAUGAGAAUACCGGCCAAUUUUGUGGUGAGAGUGAAACAUUAAAAAUUAUCGAUGAGUUUCAAAAAUUGUAUGAAACUCGUAUUAAAAAUGUUGAUCGAGAGCUCGAGAGUGAAUUUGAUCAAGUUUGUAUGAAACUAGAAAUUUCAAAAGAAUGGAUAAAAAAUUUAAAGGAGCAAAAUGUUAUGCUGGUCCAAGUAGUAGAAGAUCUAGAGCAUGCUGCAUGUAAUCGAGUUAAAUUGUUGGAGCAAAAGUUGAAAAAUUCAUCAGCACUAGUUUCUGGAAAUGUGACAAAGUCAUUGAAUACAGAAAAGACUAUAAAUACACUUUCAAGUCGUGUAAGUGAUUUGGAAAAAGAUGAAGAAUGUAUGAGACAAAGAAUAGAGUAUCUUCAAAGUGACAUUAGAGGCUUAUUAGAAUUAAUAAGACGUGCAGUACAAGAAAAUCAUUGGACGCUAGAUGACAUAAAAUUCUUUGAAAUUGAACAUCGUGAUAUACCUGUUCCAAAUAAUUGCAACUGUGACCAGGUAAAUAUAAACGUCAAAAAGGUGCAAAGUUUAAAAUUGCAAAUUAAACAGUUCCAGGAAAAUGAAAGGAAGAUGAUAAUAUGUCAAAAAGAAUUAGAAGAAAAAGUAACUGAUCUUAAUACCAAGUUGCAGACUAAAGAAGAUGUUAAGAAAUAUCACAGUCAGGUUCAAAAUAUUAGUGACAAUAUUAAAAAACAUCCUAAGUUUGCAGACCACAUUGCUUCUAGUUCAAUUGGAAUAAAUGAUCAGGAAGUUAUUGAUGAGUCAAUAGAAAAGCAAAGUGUUUUAAAAGCUGAAAUAAAGGAAAGAGAUGAGAUAAUAAUGUCUCUGCAAAAGCAAAUGGCUGUAUUACAAACGCAAUGCCAUUAUGUAAAGAUGCAAAGUCACUUUAGAGAAGAUAUCAUUAAAGAAAUGAGAAAAGAACUAAAACAAGCAGUAUCUAAGUGUCCGUAUUCAAACUUGUUUUCUCGUAUUUUUGAUCAUUAUAACCAAGUUACAACUGACAAUCAGGAAAUGGAACUCUUUUAUAAAUUACGUGAGAAAAACAUUAUACCGAAAGUAAUGUACUCACCCACAGGACAUAAAACUGAUGUUACGUUUUGGCAAACUUACGUUGAAAAUAUUAUGAAUUCCAAUAAAUUAGCAAAAAAUAUCUGUACAACGAAAACUAAAGACAAUAAUUUGACAACUAAAGAAACCUAUACUACACAAAAUUUUUGUGUUGAUGUAAGAACAUUUCAAGAGGAUAUGAAAAAGCCAAGAGAUCCUACGUACCAACAAACCUUAAAUGAGAUACUGCAAAUUAAACAAGAUGUAUGUAAAUUAAGAAAUGAACAUGAUGAAUUGAGAUGUAGACUAUCACAAAAAUCACAUUAUCCUGAAUGUGAUAAAAAAACAUGUUUAUGGAAGAGUCGAGUAAUUGACUUACAAGAUCAAGUUAAAAUACUACAGCACGAGGCAAAAUGUAAUGAAGAAGCAAAUAAUUUUCUAAGAAACAAUAUCCAGUCAAUGGAAGAAGAACUCCAUAUAACACAAACAAAAGCAGACAGCUUUAGAAGAUCACAUUCUAUAGAUAUCGUGGAGUUAAAGAAAACAAUUAUAGAAUUAGAAAAUACUCUUAAAUUUCAAAAAGACAUCGAAUGCACUCUUCGACGGCAGUUAGGUGAUAGUGAAAUAGCAUUGAAGAAAUCAAAAGAAUUAUUAAACUGUUCUCACAACGAAUAUUGUAUGGAAGAAUCACUGUUACGCUGCGAAUGCUAUCAAUUUAGACACGAUACAACGACUGCGCCUCAAGUACUGAAGACUGUACAGAAUACUAUAGGGUCUACAAAAAAUGGCCUCCAAGAACUAAAAGCAGAAUUUAAAAAAUUGGUUUGUUUAAAUUUAAAAUAUAAUAUUUACCGAGUUAUUAAUUUCUCCAGAAAAGACAUGACGAAUGAACAUAAGACGAAGAUUUAUGAAGAUAAAGAAAUUCAGUGUAAGAUACAAUGCAAGGAUAAAAAUUGUACCACUCUUGACGUGGUCGAUUAUAAUGAACUGAUAUGUAAUAAUAAGGGACAACGUAAAAACUUAUUACGUGAAUAUGAUUUGCAAUCAGAAUACGAAAUUUUAGUCAGAGAAAAUGAAGAUCUAAAAAGACAGCUACAAAAAUAUAAAUUAGAUUUUGAUAUAAUUGAUAAGGAACUGAAGACGGAACAAGAAAGUAACACUUAUGCUCAGCAGAUCUCGUUCGAAUUACAGAAAUUAAGAGAUACAGAGUGUUGUUUACAAUAUGAAAAUCAACAACUUAAAUCUGACUUGAAAACGCAGACGAAACAAAUAGAAAAUCUUCUGGAAAAGUUGCAGCUUGCUCAAGAAAACAAUACGAAAUUCGAAAAAUUGAUGAAGAAACUGGAAGACAAACAGAUACAAGUAAGAGCGAUCACCGUAAUUGCAAUUUAGCUAUUUUAAAUGGGUGACGGAUACUAUUAA